Molecule: messenger RNA, 7746 nt
Organism: Haplochromis burtoni (Burton's mouthbrooder)
Lineage: Eukaryota; Metazoa; Chordata; Actinopteri; Cichliformes; Cichlidae
Product: histone deacetylase 7
Exons: 25
Coding region: 2881-5664 (927 amino acids)
Biological process (GO): negative regulation of transcription by RNA polymerase II; chromatin organization
Cellular component (GO): histone deacetylase complex
Molecular function (GO): histone deacetylase activity
Source: RefSeq, a predicted model, not a curated record
AGAUCUUUGAAAGCCUGGAGAACUAUUGCUCAAGACUCACUUUAAAAAAUUAAAUAAAACUUUGGCUCCUUGGAAACAAAAUAAAAACAUUUGAGGGGUGACAUAUGGUAUUGACUUUUUCAUGGCUUCACAGCUUGGUGUGUGUUUAGCAGGAGUAAUUUUCUUGCAUAUUUUUCAGAGUCCAGUGCAUUGUUCAAGUAGCUCCUUUUUGAGGUACUAAAUCAUCAUCGGAGGCUUGGCUCUUGCUGUCAGAGAUACCUGGGCUUGUCCCAUUGUUGUGAGGACCGCGGAGCACAAACGCAUGGUGUUGCUGUAGCAACGAUAUCACAGUCUAUUACUUUUAUAUUAUGCAAUGUGAUAUAUCUACUGUCCAGUGAGGUUCACAUGGUGGUCAGAUGACAAAUUAAAAAGUAAAAUUAGCAGUUAGCAGUUAGCUAAACACAGACUGUCAUGGCUUCCAGGUCAUUUGUGUGGUCAGAUUUACAUGUGCGAUAACAUAAAACUGCUCCAGAUGUGCACGAUGUAUUUGCUAUAAAACUGACACAUUCAAAAUAACUGUUUAACUAUUUGCACAAUAUGAUCAUUAAUAAGGCAAAAACAACAUUUCACCUGCAUUGUCGUCCUGCAGCAAAUCAGCAACUGCUGUGUCUACAUAACUGCACAUCAAACACCGAGAGUAAUUCAUCUUUAUAGAUGUAUUGUGAAAGUCGUUAAGGAUCGUGUUAAUCAACGUUACGGUAGUUUCACUUUACUCAUUGUUAAAUUAUGCUGUUGCUGUGGGGAUGUGUAGCGUGGCUUUUGUUAUGUCACCAGUGGUGACUCAUCCUAUUGUAUUUCAGUCAACUGUUACCUACUGCGAUACCUGCAUUCUUCUGUUUUUGGAAGUGGAACUUAGUAACAAUGCAUGCGUGUAUUUUUUUUUUUUCAUUUUUAGCCUGAUGACUGUAGCUACAAGUCUUUUUGACUGAUGACAUGUCACGGUAAGAAAAGCACAGGUGUCAUUAUUAAAAUCAGUCACUGCAGUGUUCACGCUGUCAGACUCUCAUGUCUCGCACACAAAAAUGUAAGUAAUUCCUUUGCUUUUCCUGCCAUGACAUCUUAUAUCUUAAAUACAAGUUAUAUAUUUUUUGGUGGUUGGAGGGAGAGCUAUGAAAAACAAAGUUCACUCUGACAUUUAGAAAAUACUGAAGUCUGCUUAGCCUACAAUAGAAUAGAGACCAAUUCUACCAUUUCCACAGUUUCAGAACAAGAUUGUCUACUUUGGCUUAACUAGCUUUCACUCAGUGUACAGUAGAUACACUCGUUGACCGGUUUAUUAGGUACACAUGUUUAAAUGCUCAUUAACACAAAUGUCUAAUCAGCCAUUUGAAUGUGAAGUGGUUGCUGGUGCCAGACAGGCUUUUCUGAGUAUUUCAGAAACUGCUGAUCUAUUCCACACCAUCUCUAGGGUUUACAGGGAACAAUCAACAAAAAUAAAAAUAGAGAAAAACCAUCCAGUUAGUCUUUGACUGAAAAUGCCUCGAUGACGUCAGAAGUCAAAGGAAAAGUACCACAAUGUAACUGAAAUAACCAGAAGCAGAAGACCACACAGGGUGCCACGCCUGAAAGCUAAGAACAGGAAACUGUGUUUACACUUCAAAUGGGCUCACUAAAAGUGAACAAAAAUAGAACAUUUCUGUUGUGUUAAUCUGAUGGUAGGGUCAGAAUUUGUUGCAAACAGCAUGAAUGCAUGGAUCCAUCAUGCCAUGUGUUAAUGGUUGCGGCUGCUGUUGGUGGCAUAACGAUGUAGAGGAUAUUAUCUUGGCAACUGGCAACAGCCUAUCAGAGUAUUGCUGCUGACCAGGUCAGUCCCUUUAUGACUGCAGUGUAGCCAUCUUCUGAUGGCUGCCUCCUGCCCCGUGUCACAAACUUCAAAUCAUCUCAAACUGGUUUCUUGGAUAUGGCAAUGAGUUCACUGUCCUCCACACUCAGCAGACCUCAAUCCAACAGAGCACCUUUGGGAUGUGGAGAUUGCGUCAUGGUUGAGCAGCUCACAAAUCUGCUGUGUGACGCUGUCACGUCAGUACGGACCAGGGAAAGUUUCCAAAACCUUGCUGAAUGUGUACCAAGAAGAAUUAAGGAAGUCCUGAAGGUAAAACAGGGUCCAACUCAGUACUAGCAACGUGUACACAGUGAGUGUUUCUUACUUGUAGCACAACAGUUUGCAAUAUAGCAUAAAGUACAGGAACAACGAAGUGAUUCAAACUGAUUAUAAAUCUAUGUUGAAACGGUCUGUGGAUAUAUUGGUACGUUUUUUCACGUUUAUGCCAGAUAGAGCAGAUGACACACACACAGACACACACACAUAUCCGCAUCUCCCUUACCCCGCGGAGUUCAGCAGAUGGAGCCCGCACACCAGCAGCACACACGCGGAUGAAAGUGAGACUUCAAGCUGGUUUUAUCAGCAGUUUCAACACCGACAGACGAACUCGGUGAGGAGGAGACAGAUAAAUAGAAAGCAGUGCGUGCACACUCGCUUUCUCUUACAUAAGUUGAUUACCGAGACAUUUCGGAGCGCGGAGGUGAUGUUAUACUGUACGUACGGACGUACGGCUUAGACAGCGGCGCGCGCUCACGGCUGAAGCUGUCGCUUUUGAUAUUUUUACCUCGCGCAGUCAGAUAACUGUCACAAUAACGGAGGAAAAACCCCGGCGAAGAUGACGAGGAUAGGCUGUUGGACUGUGCUUACGUUCGCCCGACUUGGUGUAGCUGCCUCGUAACGGGAUUUUUACUCCCACCUGCCUUUGAAAGUUUCAAACACGUCGCUUUUGAACUUCACCUCCAAAAGUGGAUGUGAUCAUCAGUAAGCAGGUUUCUUUGCCCGUUAAUGGGAAUCCACCCAUGGACCUAAGUGUGACCCGCAGGUUGUUACAUCCAGGCCCAGAUUCGGCCAUGCUGGCCCCCCGCCCUCCUUUCUUCAUGGGAUCCCUCACCGCUCAACAUUGUGCCCAAUUCUCCCAGCAGCACUUGCAGUAUAACAUCGAACAAAGGCAAAGAGAGAUGAGUGAGGAGAAAAGAGAAGAGCUACAUCAGCUGAUUCAAAAGAGUAAAAACGAGCAGAGUGCUAUAGCCAGUCCCCUGGUAAAGCAGAAACUUCGGGAACACAUAAUUAUGAAGAGCCAGCCAACCCAUGAUAGAGUGACUCCCAACCACAGCAGUCCUGCCCCAGGAUUCGGGCUCCGGGUUCCUGAUAUGUCCCCGAAGCCUCAGCCUACACCCUGUGACCAGCGCGCCUUGAGAAGAACAGUGUCUGAGCCCACACUGAAGUGGAAGUUAAAGAAACUCAUCACCACAAGGCCAAACCCGCUGCAGCGAAAGAUCAGUGCCCCUCCUGCAGUCAAGCACAGGACCGAAACUCUGGAGUCUUCCCAGAGUGGCAGCAGCAAUCCAGCAUCAGGGUGCAGCUCUCCAAAUGACAGCCUCCAUUCAGAUAAUGGGUCCUUACCGCUGGCUCAUGAGUCACAGAGGCUGUUGCUGAAGGAUGGUAAUUUAGCUCGAUUCACUGUGCCUUCCAAUCCCCCUGGGAUCCCCAACAUCACUGCUGGACUUCCUGCACAGGCUGACUUGCGAGAAGCAAGGCCAUUGGCAGUAUCUGGUCUCCAUCAGGUUUACUUGCCUCUGGAAGAAAGCAGUCCAGCUCUUUCUCAGCGGCUACAGCCUGUGUUCAUACUGGAUCCACACACCAGGCUUCUGCGCCCCCAGCUUGUCUCUCUUCCUGGUUUGAGCACCAUCUCUCUGCAGCAGCACCCUCACCUGUCUACUCUGUCCAGAAGAGAAGGUCACAAACCUUUGGAACGAACACGUUCAGAACCGCCACCCUACAGCCACUCACAGUUAUCUCUGCAAACCAGCCAUCACCCGCACAUCCAACACUCGCUGAACCAGCAGUACCACAGGAGCGGGGUGGAGAGAUUCAAGCAGAAUUCACACCUGAGCAAGAUCCCAUCAGAGGACAUGGACCUAGAGGAGACUGGAUCGGGAUCAGGUUCGGGGACAGGUUCUGUGUGCGGCUCAGAGCCCGGAUCAAUUUGUGAGGAUGACUAUCGGCGGAGACAGAGCAACGCCAGCACAGACUCUGUGUACGACACAGAGUCUACUACCUCCUCCCGGGAGAGCUUGAUCGAGCCCUCCUACUCUUACAAUCAGAGGCAGGUGAUCCUUAGACCAAGUCUGCAGAUAGAUCCGAUGGGUGUGCCAUCCUUAAUUUGGCCUCACCAGCCUGUCAGUCGGUCCCGGUCCUCCCCUGCCUCCACCUCCCUGCCUCCUGCUUCACAUCAACCCACCACCAUACCUUCCAUGUCAUUAUCCAACCCUGCUACAGACACCCAGCUGCGCUUCACCACAGGUUUAGCAUAUGAUGGUCAGAUGCAGAAGCACCAGUGUAUUUGUGGGGACAACAGCCGUCACGCUGAGCAUGCAGGAAGGAUCCAGAGCAUCUGGUCUAGACUGCAUGAAAGGGGCCUAAGGAGUCAGUGUGAGCGCAUCCGCAGUAGAAAAGCAACCCUAGAAGAGCUGCAGUCAGUCCAUUCAGAAAAACACGUACUUUUAUUUGGCACCAACCCGCUCAACCGCCUCAAGCUGGACAGCCGCAAACUCGCUGGAAUCCUGUCUCAACAUGUUUUUUUGAUGUUACCAUGUGGAGGGGUUGGGGUGGAUAUUGAUACAGUCUGGAACGAACAUCACACAUCAGCAGCCUCCCGCAUUGCUGCAGGAUGUGUCACAGACCUGGCACUGAAGGUGGCACAAAGAGAGCUGAAGAAUGGCUUUGCAGUUGUGAGGCCCCCUGGACACCAUGCAACCCAUUCCUCCCCUCUGGGCUUCUGUUUCUUCAACUCUGUGGCCAUCGCUGCCAAGCAGCUCCAGCAGAAACUCAGCGUCAGCAAGAUCCUCAUUGUGGACUGGGAUGUACACCAUGGCAACGGCACCCAGGAAGCCUUCUACAGCGACCCAAGUGUGCUGUACAUCUCUCUACAUCGCUAUGACGAUGGCAACUUUUUUCCUGGUAGUGGACACCCCAGCGAGGUGGGUGCAGGUCCAGGUGAGGGCUUCAAUGUCAAUGUAGGAUGGACCGGAGGACUGAACCCUCCAAUGGGCGAUGCUGAAUACCUGGCUGCGUUCAGAGCUGUGGUGAUGCCCAUCGCUCACGAGUUUUCCCCUGAUGUCGUCCUCGUGUCAGCUGGCUUUGAUGCUGUCGAAGGACAUCCAUCAUCGCUCGGAGGAUACAAGGUUACAGCCAAGUGUUUUGGCUUCCUGACCCGUCAACUGAUGUCACUGGCCGGCGGUAAGGUGGUCAUGGCUCUGGAGGGUGGGCAUGACCUCAAAGCUAUCUGCGAUGCCUCCGAAGCCUGUGUGAGCGCCUUGCUGGGCAUGGAGGUGGAGCCUCUGUCCCAGUCAGUGUUGGACCAGAAGCCCUGUGAAAAUGCGGUGCUUUCUCUGCAGAAAGUCAUCCAGAUUCAUGGUGAGUACUGGCAGAGUUUGAAGGAUUCGGCCUCCACAGUGGAUAUGUCCUACUUGCAGGCGCAGAGACGAAGACUGAGACGAGACUCGGACAGCGAGGCUGUCAGCGCCAUCGCCUCUCUGUCGAUGGGGUCUCUCGCAUCUGACAGGAAACCGUCUGAGAAAUGAUGGAGAAAAGGUGAUUCUCCCUGAAGAAAGACUCGAGCCUCUACACACUCCACACACACGCACACAAACACGCAAAGCAGCGCUUUGGAUCGUCACUGGAAGCAGAUGUCACUUCACAAAAACUCCACCUGUAUUACUACUGGCUGAAUUCUGACCCAUCUGAUCCAAACACACACACACACAUCGACGACCGGCAAUCACCUGGGCCGCGUUCUCACUCUCAUCCCUCGCUGCAAUGAGAGCUAAAGCUAAAAGAGACACCCAGGUGCAGAUUAAUGAAGGGUUUUGCAACAACGUGAUGUAGCAUAUACACCUUGAGAGAAAAACACAUCUCUGCACAUUUGCAGACUGAAUUAAAAUGACUCCAGCACAACUCUGAGCAAGAGCCCCAAGACUGUUAGAAGGAAGGGUCAAAGGUCGCCUCAGCUUAUCGAAGCCACUCAGUUUGAGAAGAAGGAGUCGUCCCCAAAAGUACGUGCGAGUGAUGGAGCGCAGACGUAUCCCUCGGCCGCGAUGUCAUUCGUCUGCGUGCGACCGCGAUCGAGCGGGUCAUCCUGCACUGCACGUUUGUUCUCAUCAUCAGUUCAUCUGACCGGAGGAACACUUUUUUUGGGGGGGGAUGACAUUGUUUUUUAAGAAUCAUGAGUGAAGCUACAAUGAGGUCUGACAUACAUAUUUUUUUUCAGCGUUUUCAUCAUUUCUUUCUUGGCGUACCCAGGGCGAGCGCGUGUAGCAAGACCUCGGAUUGCUGCAGUUAUUUGUAUCGCUCCUCUGAAGUGCAUCUUAAAUAUGUAGAUAUGCUGUAGUUAGUGGUGGUAGCAUUAGUCACAAUGAAGAGCUGAUACCUCCAGUCGCUGUGGUAUUGAUAUUCGGGGGAAGGGGGGAUAAUAAGCCUGUCAGAUAAGACAGAAUCACCCAUGAUGCCUCAAUGCAGUGUAACCACUCAGUAAUGAUUGUACAAGUGACAAUGCACAUCAGUUUUUAACAUUUUGGAUGAGACUCGCAUCCAAACACUCACUCACACAAAGUGCACUUAUCUCGCCCUCGGAAACGAGGGUCAGAGCGACUCGGGUCUCAAAAUCUGAACUUUGAUGUUUCUACCUGUGGAUGAGCAUUCCUGCUGUAUUUGUUACAUGUUUUUUUUCUAUUAUUAUUAUUUUUUUUUAAAUCUGAUCUGUCUUCUGUUCAUCCCCUACGUAGCGCCAGUCUAUUUACUGUCAUCCUCGGAGAUGUUACGCUCCCCGGACCAAACAAUGGCAUGAUAGUGGUUUAGUUAGGAUGAAGCAAUACUGAGAUAGUUAAAUAUCCACACAGUGCAAUUGGACACAGGUUAAGUACAACCAAAGCUUAUGAGAACAAUGUGUUGUCCCUGGACUGGCAUGGCCUGAAGAACUUCAAAGACUUUGAAGACUUUGCGAAUGUUUCUUUUCUCAAUCCAAACAGUCGAAAAGCACCAAAAAAAAAAACGCAGGACAUUUAUAUACGCAAAUCAAUUCGACAUGACUCCUAUUUAUAUAUUCAGAUUCUGUGUCUUUGAAGUGCUCUUUGCAUGUCUAACAUGAUUGUGAUGGUGCUAAUACAGUAUGUCUGAUUGUUUGUUUUUUAUUCUAGUUUGUUUGUAUUUUACUGUUGCACUCUGUAUGUAACUCACGGCCUUUCCGACAUUUGUUGAUGUUACGAAAAUGUGAAAAACGAAAGACAUCCUGUAGGACAUCCUGACGGAGGAGCGUAGCUUUCAGUCGUUGUUUGUUUUUUAAGAACGUUCACGACAGCGACCUGACAUAUCACGUGUCUUAAUCAGUGUAAAUGAUCUAUUUUUUUAUUUGAGCCCAAAUAAUGAACCCUGUGCACUCGGAGACCAAAUUAUCAGUCGAAGGAUCGUUCUGACCAACCUGUGUAAAGGUAGCCUUAACAAACUGGAAUUUUUACUUUAGGUCAAGUCCAGUUUUCUUUAUAACUGACUGUCUUGAUUUUUUUUCUGUACAGUGUACAUAGCGACAUUGGUUUUGUUGUCUUACUUUUGCCUUUUUCUACUAUUUUCACCCAAAAAAACCUAAUAAAGGUAAAUUAUGUACAUUUUAA